Capsicum annuum is the source of this 998-nucleotide messenger RNA. Its product is annotated as methyl jasmonate esterase 1. The transcript has 3 exons. The record is from RefSeq and is a predicted model, not a curated record. NCBI's taxonomy places the organism in Eukaryota, Viridiplantae, Streptophyta, Magnoliopsida, Solanales, Solanaceae. The coding region runs from base 64 to 924 and encodes 286 amino acids. Gene Ontology annotation, molecular function: methyl jasmonate esterase activity; methyl salicylate esterase activity; methyl indole-3-acetate esterase activity. Gene Ontology annotation, biological process: salicylic acid metabolic process; jasmonic acid metabolic process.
CACCAUAUAAGAUUUUUUAUAAUAUGUGAUCAUAGUCCAAGACUAGAGAAGAAGAAAAAAGUUAUGAAGAAAAACAAGUUUCUAAUAAGUUUAGUACUGAUAAUUUUGUUUCCAUAUGUAUAUUCAACAACAUCAAGGCCUGCAUGGCCUAAAACAAACAAGCACUUUGUGCUAGUUCAUGGGGGAUGCCAUGGAGCCUGGUCUUGGUACAAGAUUGUGGCACUAAUGAGAUCUUCAGGGCAUAAUGUAACAGCUAUUGACUUGGGUGCUUCAGGGAUCAACCCGAAGCCGGUCCUGGAAAUACCACGUUUAUCUGAUUACUUAAGUCCCUUAAUGGAGUUCAUGGCUUCUCUUCCGGAAGAUCAAAAAGUAGUUCUCGUAGGACAUAGCCUUGGUGGAUUUGCGAUUUCUAAAGCCAUGGAAAGCUUUCCUGAAAAGAUUUCAGUUGCUGUAUUUUUCGCUGCUCUGAUGCCUGGUCCAGCUCUCAGUGCGGCUACACUCUACACCAAGGUUACUAGUGGAGUAGCAUACCAGCCUGACAAUAUUCUUACAUAUGACAAUGGGCCCAAUAAUCCUCCAACAACCUUUAACUUUGGUCCUAAGUACUUGGCAAGUUAUCUUUAUCAGCUGAGCUCCAUUCAGGAUUUAGCGCUGGCUACUACAUUAGUAAGGCCAGUAUAUUUACAUAGCCCGGAAGACAUAUCAAAGGAGAUGGUUCUUUCGAGAAAAAAGUAUGGAUCAGUUAGGCGAGUGUUCAUCGGGGCUGCUGAAGAUAAAAUUCUAACGAAGGAAUUGCAACAGUAUAUGAUUGAAAAGAAUCCACCAGAUGAAAUGGAAGAGAUCUUAGGCUCUGAUCACAUGGCCAUGAUUUCUAAGCCUCUUCAAUUUUUCACUCUUCUUCUUAGCAUUAUUGCUAAGAAAUGACGAGCUUCCUUAAUUAGCUUAGACAAGUUUGUGAUAACUUACAUAUUCAAGAAUAAAAGUAUACUUUUGUAUCA